Messenger RNA from Gloeophyllum trabeum ATCC 11539, 1527 nucleotides. Its product is annotated as G-alpha-domain-containing protein. Gene Ontology annotation, biological process: G protein-coupled receptor signaling pathway. Bases 1 to 1527 code for a protein of 508 amino acids. Gene Ontology annotation, molecular function: G-protein beta/gamma-subunit complex binding; G protein-coupled receptor binding; GTPase activity. Gene Ontology annotation, cellular component: heterotrimeric G-protein complex. The transcript is spliced from 11 exons. NCBI's taxonomy places the organism in Eukaryota, Fungi, Basidiomycota, Agaricomycetes, Gloeophyllales, Gloeophyllaceae. The record is from RefSeq and is a predicted model, not a curated record.
AUGCCCGUCAGAGUCUCCAUGUCGGACGACCCGUUCUCAGCUUUGCUGGCCCCGCCCCCGGAUGAAAUGCCCGCUGAGCGGGCGGCAAGGUUGCGCGAGGAGGAAAACGCAAAGCGCAUCUCAGAUGCAAUCGACGAGGAGAUUAGCCGCCAGAGAGCAGAGCAGAGACGAGAGAGAUGUGUCAAGCGCCUGACAAUGUCCGGGUGCACAGGGAAAUCCACUACUCUGAAGAACUUCCAGCUCAUGAACUCCAGGAAGGCGUUCCGUGCCGAGAGAGCUCAAUGGCGAACCGUGAUCCAGCUGAACAUCGUCCGCUCCUUCCGCCUCAUCCUCGAGGCCAUGGCUGAAGCCCAAGCCGCCACGACAUCGCCCGCGACCUCCUCCCCCUCCGUCUCCCCGCGCCUGCGCCCCGCCGACGACCCCGACCCCGACCCCAACAUGCCGCACCUCACGUCCGAGCUGCUCCUCCUCAAGAUGAAGCUGUCGCCGCUCAUACAGAUCGAGGAAACGCUCCUGCGCGCCCUCGACCCGGAGGGGUCGUCCGUGUUCGGCGCGCCGUAUCUCACCGCGCUGACGAACCUGCCCAAUCCCGAGCGCCCCCGCGGCAAGGGCGUGAAGGAAAUUGCAGUGAACUCGUGCGCAUGGGGGACCAAGUUCAGCCGCCUGCUGAGUGGCGAAGCGAGGAAUAGCACAGAUGUGAGGGAUGAGGGCCUCGAGCCCGACGAACCCAGCCAUGUGCUGCAUGCGUGCAGCGAUGAUAUGAUUCGCUUGUGGAAGGACCCAAUAGUAAGGGAGGUGUUGGAUCGGCUGAAGCUGAGGCUGGAGGAGAUGCCUGGCUUUUUCUUAGAUGACCUAGAGAGAGUGACUGACCUCAACUACAUGCCGUCGGACGCGGACAUCGUCCGAGCAAGGAUCAAGACUCUCGGCGUUACAGAGUAUCGCUUUACGGUCAAAGGCGGUUUGUACUGUAUUUCUCCUUUCGUCCCACGCAGUCUCACGAGCAAUGCAGUCGGGAACUCAAUCAGUCGCGACUGGCGCUUGUAUGAUGUUGGCGGUCAACGAUCUUGCACAGCUGCCUGGGUACCGUUCUUCGACGACAUGGAUGCCAUCAUCUUCCUGGCGCCCAUUAGCUGUUUUGACCAGGUGCUCGAGGAAGACCCGUCCGUGAACCGACUAGAAGACUCGGUUUUAUUGUGGAAAUCGAUCGUCUCCAACCCGGUCCUCGCCAGAACGAACAUCAUCCUCUUCCUGAACAAGUGCGACAUCAUGCGGCGCAAAUUGGCGGCCGGGAUCAAGCUGUCGAAGUACAUCGUCUCGUACGGCGAUCGCCCGAACGACUUUGAGAGCACAUCGACGUAUCUGCGGAGAAAGUUCGCACAGAUACAUAAGGAUCACUCUGUGCAGAAACGAGAGUUUUACGCGCACUUCACCUCGGUAGUUGACAUCGAGGCGACGACGAAGAUCCUCGCCGAUGUACAAGACUCAAUACUCCGUGCGAAUUUGAGAGGUACAGGCCUCAUACUGUGA